GCUCUCUCCAAUAAAGCGCUUUUUGUCCAGGAGGCAGCACUUGAGCGGAUUCCUUGACGUGGAGGCUGUGUACGUCUCUUCAAGGAUUUCAUGAAGACCGAUCAUUGUGAGUUUUGCUUUGAGCGAGUGCGCACACGAGACAGAACAACUUAGAGAGUUGGAUUAAACUUUGUUCAUUACUUUACGCUACACUGGGAUAACGACACGGGGGUGUGAGCGACUGUCUGCGCUCACAACUGCUGAGGCUGAAGUAAAGGAAAAGAAAAGGUGGAGCCAAAGUAAGGAGAACUUCUCUAUUGGGCUGUGCAGGGAGAGACUGCACCAUGAAGGGCUUUCUCACUCCCCUCAUGCCCGUUCUCCUUGUCCUGCUUCAUCCUGACUCCAGCUUCUCCAACACCUGCCCCAAAGACUGCACAUGCUCCCCCGUGGACUCGACCAUGUGCUACCUGAGACGCUCCUCUUCCAUCCCCACUGGAGUCUCCCCAUUGACAAAAAACCUCUACCUUUUCUCCAAUGGCAUCGAGAGUUUAAACACAGAUGACUUUCGUGGUAUGGAGAUCUUGGAGAUGCUUGAUCUCAGUCAAAACAAACUUACAGAACUUCCAGAUAGCGUUUUCGAGCCUCUGUUCUCUUUAAAAAACCUUGACUUGUCAUCCAAUCAGAUAUCCUACAUUUCUGAGAAGUCUUUUCAAGGACUGGUACUGCUGGAGCGUCUGUACAUAUAUAGUAAUCAUAUAAAGGCCAUCCACCCUGCUGCGUUUAACAGUAUGGAGCACCUUCUGGAGUUAAAGCUACAGGGAAACAUGCUAACAUCCAUUCCAACUCUUGCCAUGCCACGAUUACUUCUUCUGGAUCUCCGCUUUAACCACUUGCCCACCCUUGGACCAUCAGAUAUCCAGAUGCCCAACCUUGAGUCUCUUAAACUUGGUGGAGUUGGACUCACAAAACUAGAUGCAGAGUUGAUAAGUAAUCUGAAAAACCUUCAUGAAUUGGACCUGUCCGGAAACCAGCUUGAGACAUUUCCUCCAGUGCUAAAAGAAACCCAUGCACUGAUUCAUCUCAAUCUAGCCAACAACCCCAUGGGUCCUCUAAAUAUUCAAGACUUACAAAACCUUAGUGAGUUGCAGGAGCUGGACAUCAGCACCCUCAGUUUGCAAAGUCUCCCUGAAGAAUUUUCUCAAUAUUUUCCUCACCUUAGAAAACUCACAAUUGCAGAGAACCCGUUUAACUGUCUGUGCACACUGGCCUGGUUCCCAAGAUGGCUGAGGGCCCAGGGUGUCAUGCUGGAGAAGACGGAGGAAACACGUUGUCACUUCCCACCCAUUAUUGGUGGAAAAGUGUUAGAGAGACUUGACCAUCGUGAUUUUGGUUGUCCUACCACAACUACAGUCACCACGACUACAGCGAAAACAACUACUUCCAAGCCUGUUCCUGUCACUACAGCAUCCAGUACUACGAGGGCUGCACCACGUCCUGGGGAGAGUGAAAAGCCUGAGGUGAAAGACAAUGAUGACACUCCCUUACCUCCAAUCAUCCCCUCCCCUGGCACCAAGGAGGAGCCCGAGGAGGAGACACACUUCUGCCCAUCAGACACCUGCUUGAAUGGGGGGACCUGUCUCUUGGGUGGAACAGGACAGGUAGAGUGCAUGUGUCCUCGUGGGUUUACGGGUUCAUAUUGUGAGAUCUAUAACAAGCCUGCACCUCCACCUGAACGAGUGGAUCCCCAGCCAACUGUAACAGUGGACACACCAGACAUCAGCUCACACCAUGCUACUCCAACGUCCAUCCUGUUGGAUCUUCAUCGGUACUUUGAAUUGAGGCCUAAAACGCGCGCUAUUCGACUGACUUAUCGCAACCUGUCAGGACCAGAUCGCAGGCCAAUGCAACUCAAUUUGCCGGCGUCUCAUCCAGAAUAUGUUCUCAGAGGUCUGAAACCCAACUCCACCUAUGCGGUCUGUGCCAGUCCUCUCGGAGCACCUACUGGAACAGAUAAAGUGUGCAUAGAGGCUCAAACAACUCCUGAAAACAAUUUCUACAAACAGACAUACCCAGAAAAAGAACUUACCACUAUGAUAAUUCCAGCUAUUGCCAUCUUGCUUCUUCUUGUACUGGUGGCAAUUGCAGUGGGGGUCAUGUGCUAUUUACGAAAGAAGAGAGCUAAGGGUCACCUAGAACUGGAGUGUGAGCCCUCUCAGCUUGAACUGGAUGGAGUGAAGACUAGUGUGGACAAUGGGGCACUACCUCAGAAGCAGCCACAGAUUAUGAUCCCAGAACCGGCCGUCCAGAAUGGCAAUGUGGAAUAUGAGGUGUUACUACUACAAGACCACUGUACAUCAAAUAACAAUAUGGCGUCACACAAGCCAUCCUACUUUUGACAAAUGCUGGAACUGCUCAGAGUAUAAGGAUUACAAUAUGUAAGCUACCUUUUCAAACAAGGUGUUAACAGUUCACAAUCAACUGCUGUGAAAGACCAGUGUCUGAACUGUACACAUUAAGGUAUAUAUUUGUCUAAGCAGACAUUAAAUACAGUCAGCAGCUUACUUCUUCUCUUACAAACAUGGACUGCUGUGGCAUCAGUAGAGCUGAAGGGACAGAUGAAUACUGCCAGGAGCUGUACUGAGUAUGUAAGGAUAUAGAUACUGUGGGUCCAUAUGGAGUGCACUAAAGAGGGCUGUGCUGCUGUGCUGCCUUUUAAUGAAAGCCCCAUUUUAAGUACUAUCAGCGUUAUGCUGUGUUCUGAAACCGUUUAGUACUACCCUAAAGGGAGCAGUGCUUGCUGUGAAUAUAAUGCCAAAUGAAGUCAUGCAGAGAACAUAAUUGAUGCUCAUGUUACUUUAUUUGGAUGUGUUGUUUUUAUGUUGUUUAUUAUUGUACAAAACUUAAUGACUGUUAAUUAUGCCCUAUACCCACUACCUUCUCUUAAUGUAGCUAACACAUAAAGUGGCAGACUAAAAUCUUUGAGGAUUAAAACUCAUUUGGUACGAGUCAAAAGGCUUUGUACGUAGAAUAUCAGACAGUCUAAGUCGAUGUGUCUCGACACUCAAAACUAAAUCUCUUUUUCACUCUCAAACUCAGUCCUUUGUUUGUACAAUGUGCAUGAAUGACUGAAACUGACUGAACAACUCUUAUUCCUUUAAUUUGAAAGUCUUUUUUCAAGCAGUACACAUGUUAUUGUCUUAUACUUAAUUUAUUGAGUUGUAAUUUCUCACUCUGCACUUACUGUGACUAUGAAUACUUCACUACAUCUAUUUUCUGACCAAGUUUUAUUGUAGAGGCAGGCUCCAGCGAUCCAAGGAUAAGGGCCUGAGCUCUACUCAAAGUAACCUUUUGUGUGUACAUGACCUGUAGAUACUCCAUCUUCAGUGAUAAUGCAUGUUCUGUCUUGUGUAUAGACCUGCAGACAUCAGGUUACCAUCAGCCCAGCCCCCACUGCCCCCUGUGCCCACAUGCCUCAGAGGAAGAUUAGACUGCUAGAACACACAUCCAAAUGCCAUGGAUUUUGUCUUUCACUCGAGUCUUAGAAAUCCUAAAUAACUGAGACUGGAUUUUAUUUUCUGUAUACAUACAUUGAAGAACAUUUUCAAUGUGGCUGUUAAUUUUCCCUAUUACUUUUGGGAAGUAUCUUACAAUUAACUGUUUUUGUACUUGUAUUUUGUGACACUUUGUACAAAAUGUGAUAUCAUUAAAUGAAUAUCA
Molecule: messenger RNA, 3696 nt
Organism: Periophthalmus magnuspinnatus
Lineage: Eukaryota; Metazoa; Chordata; Actinopteri; Gobiiformes; Gobiidae
Gene: vasnb
Product: vasorin b
Exons: 3
Coding region: 324-2375 (683 amino acids)
Molecular function (GO): protein binding
Source: RefSeq, a predicted model, not a curated record